AUGGAUGACACCAAUGGUCAGGAUAUACUCACCACCCUCAAAGAGAAAUUAUCUAUCUAUCUUAAUAAACGAAUCAAUGAAUCAUUGAUAACAACAAUCAUUUCUCAAUAUCAAAGAAAUAAUUCACUUGAACAAUUUACGAAUUUCGUUAAAGUAUUUGGAUUGGUGAAUUCAGAUCAUGUAUGUGAUUUAUAUAACCAAAUCAAUGAUAAUUAUGCCAGCAUCGAAAAGGUAUUGAAAGAGAGAAGCAGCAACAGUCAGAAAGUUAAACUUUUGCGUGUUGUAGAGAAACCUAAGAAGAUCAAGACUGCCUUGAAAUUAUCGUUUGAUGAGUUGGAUGACGAAUUGGAGGAAAUUGAAACACCAGCCAUAAAAACAAAGCCUAUUCCGAAACUUGACGAUGAGCUUGAAUUAGAUGAAGAGAUGUUAGAUAUAAACGUUAACAAAAAGACGAUAUCCAAAUCAACAACCAAAUUUAAAAAGAUAAAAAAAGAUGAUGCCAUUCGAAUAAAGCAAGAGACAAUACAAGCUCCGAAACCAUCAGAGACCACAAACAAUUCAACAUCAAAAGAUCCACCGAAACCACAAGUCAAUGCCGUCCCAGAAUCAAAACACAUGCAGCAACCGGAAAAUACCCCAAUAAUAGACGACUAUCCCAAAUUCGAAGAGCUUUCCAACACAAACCUAGAAGUCGAUAGAGAAUGGUAUAACAUAGAUGAAGAAGGAGCCGUCGCUAAAUCAGAUGAGAUCGACGAUACUGACUUCCACCCCCGCCGUCCUCAACAACAAAGACGCAACCGCCCAAUCCAAACCAAAUCAACCAAAGGAUCCGGCGGAUUAUUCGACCCCACCACGGGCGAAUACAUAGAUUAUGACCACUCCUCUGCUGAUGAAUUCUCGAGGGUGCCUAUUUCGAGUCAUGUCUUCAUUCCGCCAUUUUUAGAGAAUUCGAAGGAGUAUUUACAAUUACAGAUCUCGGGAAGUAGUAUUCGAGGAAUCGGCCCCACGGUGAAUCCUAUUAAAGAUUCCACAUCGGAAUUGGCAUCGAUGGCGAGACAGGGGUCGUUGGUUGUUCAGAAUAAGAGAUCGAAGAAGGAGAGAAUGCAGCAGGCGAAAGAAAGGACUGGGGUUUCUGGUAGUAAUCUAGAGAAAAUAAUACCCGAAGAAGAUGACGAUGUUGCGUCGCCAGAUAGUACAAAGAUGACUGAAGAAAUAGAAGCGGAUCCAAUUGAACUAAUAACUCAACAAAGAAGAAGUUUGCCGGCUUUUUUAGUCCGUGAUCAAUUAUUACAAACAAUUCGAGAUAAUCAAGUGACUAUCAUCAUUGGGGAAACAGGAUCAGGUAAAACCACGCAAUUAACACAAUAUCUCUAUGAAGAUGGGUUUGGAUCUAGUAUAUGUCAAGGAAAAGAACGGGUGAUGAUUGGAUGUACACAACCCAGAAGAGUUGCCGCCAUGUCGGUAGCCAAAAGAGUCAGUGAAGAAAUGAAUUGUAAACUUGGAGAAGAGGUUGGGUUUUCGAUUAGAUUUGAGGAUAAGACAGAUAACCAGAAGACUAUUAUUAAAUAUAUGACAGAAGGGGUUCUUUUGAGAGAGACAUUGGUGGAUCCGAUGUUGAGUCAUUAUAGUUGUAUCAUUAUGGAUGAAGCUCAUGAACGAUCUUUGAAUACGGAUAUCCUACUUGGAUUAUUCAAGAAUUUGAUAACAAAACGAAGAGAUUUGAAGUUAAUUGUGACUUCUGCAACUAUGAAUGCUGAAAGGUUUAUGAUGUUCUUUGGUGCAGCACCUCAAUUCACGAUCCCAGGGAGAACUUUCCCGGUUGAGGUUUUCUAUAAUAAGAGUAUAUGUUCAGAUUAUGUCGACACUGCCAUCAAACAAGUCCUAACCAUCCACCUCAAGGAUUCAAAUACCGAAACCUACACCAACGAUGGUGAUAUUCUAGUAUUCAUGACCGGUCAAGAAGAUAUCGAAAUCACAUGUGAACUACUCCGCGAGAAAUUAGACAUGUUAGAAAGCCCACCUCCAUUAGACAUCUUUCCCAUCUAUUCAACAAUGCCGGCCGAUUUACAAAAGAAAAUCUUCACCAAAAAGAAUUCCAAACGAAGAAAAGUCGUCGUCGCGACGAAUAUUGCCGAAACUUCUUUAACCGUUGAUGGAAUCAAAUAUGUCAUCGAUUGUGGUCUUGUGAAAAUGAAAGUAUACAAUCCGAAAUUAGGUAUGGAUAUGUUACAAGUCGUGCCCAUAUCAGUCGCAAAUGCUGAUCAAAGAAGUGGUAGGGCAGGUAGAACUGGUCCAGGGGUGGCAUAUAGAUUAUAUACCGAACAAGCUUGUGAUCCCGCCAGGAUGCAUAUUCAACCCAUCCCGGAAAUCCAACGGACUAAUUUAAGUAAUAUCAUGUUAUUACUAAAGUCGUUGAAAGUUGGUGAUGUCAAUUCUUUCCCAUUUCUUGAUCCUCCUCCCAAGGAUUUGUUAAAUUGUUCGAUGUAUGAUUUAUGGGCGAUGAAUGCGUUGGAUAAUCUUGGGGAAUUGACAAGUUUGGGAGAAUCAAUGACGAAGUUUCCUAUUGAACCUACAUUAUCGAAAUUGAUUUUGUUAUCGACCCAAGCGGAAUUUCACUGUUCUGAUGAGAUUAUUAGCAUUGUGGCGAUGUUGUCGGUGCCGAAUAUCUAUCAUAGACCGAAGGAAAGGGCGCAAGAGGCAGAUAUGGCGAGGGAGAAGUUUAUGAUUUCGGAAUCGGAUCAUUUGACGUUGUUGAAUGUAUAUAAUCAGUGGAAUAUAAAUUUAAAGAAAUUUGGGAAUAAUUAUUCUAGGAUUAAUUCAUGGUGUAAUAAGAAUUUCAUACAAUUGAAGUCAUUAUUCAGGGCAAAAGAUAUUAGAAAUCAAUUAUUGUUAAUCAUGCAGAAGAAUAAAUUACCAAUUCUUAAAUCUCGAAAUGAUGAACAUAUAAGAAAAUGUCUCUGUGCUUCAUUCUAUCAACAACUGGCGAAAAUUUCCAAGAUGAAUGUGCAUGGAAAUCCUGAAUUUGUUAAUUUAAGACAUAGUUAUAUGAAGAUGUAUCUACAUCCAACCAGUUCAUUAUUGGAUAUGAAUUUAAGUUCGAAUUUUGUGAUUUAUCAUGAAUUGGUACUUACUACUAAAGAAUAUAUGCAUUAUGUGACAUGUGUUGAUCCGGUUUGGUUACUUGAGUAUGGAUACAAGUUUUAUGGAAUUCCUGAUUCUUAUAGUUCUAGAUUAGAUAGUGAGGUUUCGAUUGUGACUAAGAAGGAAUUCGAAAAACAGUUGAAGGAGGAUGCAAAGAUUUAUGAGAUGAGAAUUCAAAAGCAGACGAGAGCGCCUGCCAAAGACUCAGGAACUGUUCAGAAAAGUGGACUGUUGUUUAAAAGAAGAAGGGCAAUAUAA
Molecule: messenger RNA, 3399 nt
Organism: Hemisphaericaspora subhashii
Lineage: Eukaryota; Fungi; Ascomycota; Pichiomycetes; Serinales; Debaryomycetaceae
Product: DEAH-box RNA helicase
Exons: 1
Coding region: 1-3399 (1132 amino acids)
Biological process (GO): mRNA splicing, via spliceosome
Cellular component (GO): spliceosomal complex; intracellular anatomical structure
Molecular function (GO): RNA binding; ATP binding
Source: RefSeq, a predicted model, not a curated record